Molecule: messenger RNA, 1573 nt
Organism: Drosophila gunungcola (fruit fly)
Lineage: Eukaryota; Metazoa; Arthropoda; Insecta; Diptera; Drosophilidae
Exons: 5
Coding region: 377-1213 (278 amino acids)
Source: RefSeq, a predicted model, not a curated record
GAACUCAGAACGUUGCCGCUGCGCAAACGCAAAGCACGCGUCUUCAAUACACUCACACAAAAAAAACAUACACACACGCACGCACGCACACCAACGUAACGCAACGCCACGCCACGCCCCCGCCGCCCAAAACGCCCAAGCAAGCCGGCUUGCAGGACUUUUUCGAAAAUUUUUUAAAUCUCUGUUUCCAGUUUGCAGAAAUUUCAAAACUUCAACGAUUAACAUUUCCGAUACCUCAACGCAUAUUUUUUUUUAGUUUUCUUUUGUAUUUUGUGUGUUCGUGAACAAUUUUAAGUGCCAACUAUUUUGCGGAGUACAGCGUAAAUUACACGAAAAUAUUCAGCCAUCUGGGAAUCGGGGAAUCGGGAACUCGGGGAUGUGGAUGCGACACUUGACAGCCACCAAAAUGAACGUUCUACCAGUGGGUGUGUUGGGAUUUAUACUCCUGCAAUUGGUGAUAUUGGUGCGAGGACAUGGCCGUUUGAUGGAUCCGCCGGCGAGGAAUGCCAUGUGGCGAUUUGGCUAUCCCAAUCCCGUAAAUUACAAUGAUAACGAACUCUUUUGCGGUGGCUAUGCGGUUCAGUGGGAGAAAAAUAGUGGACGUUGUGGUGUCUGCGGCGAUGCCUAUCAUGUGAAGUCCCCACGGCCCCACGAAGCUGGCGGGGAAUACGCCAAGGGCAUCAUCUCCCGAUACUAUACGGCCGGUCAGGAAAUCGAUGUGGAGGUGGAACUGACGGCCAAUCACUAUGGUCGCUUCGAGAUGUUCCUCUGCCCGAACAACAAUCCGCGACAGGAGGCCACCCAGCAGUGUUUCGAUCGAUAUCCGUUGCUGAUUUCGGGCAGUCGGGAGCACCGAUAUCUCAUACCACGCGACGCCAAGAAGAAGGAUAUAUUCCGAUAUCGGGUGCGAUUGCCUCCAUAUGUCACCUGCACGCAGUGCGUCCUGCAAUGGACCUACUACACCGCCAAUAUGUGGGGCACCUGCGCCAAUGGAACCGAGGCAGUCGGAUGCGGCAAGGCAGAAACAUUCCGUAACUGUGCGGAUAUAGCGAUUAUCUCGAACACUGGAGGAGGUGUUCCGCCGAUCUUUGUGAACAACAAGUCACCAUAUCUGCUAUAUUAUCGGGAUUAUCGGGCACCGGAAGACAACAAUAUCUUUCCACUUAUUGUGCGAAAUGCCACGCGGCAUGCGCGCAAACGAGGCAAGGCUUAACCGCUUACCCGCUAAACAGCUUACCCGAUACCCGCUUAAAACCGCUUACCCGCUACUCGCUCGAAAACAGCUUCAAAAACGUUUUUUUAGCCUAGUUGAAACUGUCACCAAAAAUUAAAAGUCAUCCGGCUGGAUUCCCGCCUGAAAAUCGGGCCAAAGUUUUUCAUAACGAUACGGGUAAAGGUAAAUUUUUCGACUACAUACGUUUUUAAGUCUUUAAACGGUUAUGGUACACACACACGCAUACACAUAAACACUGCUGUAUAUAAAUAAAUGCUUAAAUAAACAUAAAACCGAUAUAAAUCAUUUAUAUUGUUUUGCUUAACCGCAUUGCUUUACUGAUACGGAAUCGAAUCGGUU